Molecule: messenger RNA, 3378 nt
Organism: Tetrahymena thermophila SB210
Lineage: Eukaryota; Ciliophora; Oligohymenophorea; Hymenostomatida; Tetrahymenidae
Product: Myb-like DNA-binding domain protein
Exons: 10
Source: RefSeq, a predicted model, not a curated record
AUGGAACAAAUAUUAAGCUAAAACUCUGUCAGCCAAAAUCACCCAGAUAGCAAUGAGAUAAUUGAUGAAGAAAUUGAAGAACGUAAGCAAAUUACAGAGUAGGCAAAAAAAGUUUUUGAUGAAUUUGCUCUUGAGUUGAAGGAAAAAGUCAACGAAGCAGUCGAUUUAGAAUCUUUUAAAGAUUAGUUCAAAUUCAAAACAAAGUUAAAGCAAAUCACUUUUGAAGAAAUAAAGUUAACAUGGGAAAGAGUUUAAAACAAGCUACUUUCCUCCAAAUCGCCAAGAAAGAAUUGGUCAGAAGAUGAAGUUAAUAUUAUGAUUUGGCUUGUUAUCAAAUAUGCUGACUUCUAUUCAAAGGAUAUUGAAGAAAUAGAAGAUGAAUGUUUUGAUAAUUUAGCAAAGAUGAUCCCGUUCAAGGAUGGAGUCACGUUUAAACAUAAAUGGCUGCAAAUGAAGCAAAUUAAUUUAUCAUAAAUACCGUGGACUAAAGAAGAAGAUGACCUUCUUACUCAGAUAUAUUUAGAUUUUAAAAAAUAAGAUAAAUAAAAUAAAUGGAGCGAUAUAAGCAAAGUAUUGGAAAAUAAAACAAAAAUAUUUAGGAGAGGAAAGUAAUGUAGAGAAAGAUGGAAUAACUAUUUAGAUCCUGAUAUGAAUAGAGGUAAUUGGUCUGACGAAGAAGACUAUAAAUUACUCAGUAUCGCUUUAGAAAUAGGGAGCACUUAAUGGUCAAGCUUAGCCAAGAGACUUAGUAAAAGAACAGAAAAUGCAGUUAAAAAUAGAUUCAAAAGUCUCAUGAAGAAGGAAAGAAAGGAAAGGAUUAAAAACGGUCAAGAUGUUAAAAGCGCAGAAUCCCUAACGGAACACAUUGACAAAGAAAUUUUAACACAAAUACUUGAAAAGCUAAAGCAAAAAAUAGCUAUGAAGAAUUUACAGUAAUAAUAAGAAAACAAUCAAAUUAAUGCCACUAAUCCAGCUCUAUUCUAAUUAUAUUUCAACCCUCAAUAAAAUUAUUCUCAGCUUUCAGCAGCCGCAGCAGCUGCUUUUUUGACUCAACCAUAGUAAUAGCAAUUGAAUUUUUAGAUGCUUAAUGCACAUCACUCUUCAAAUACUCCUUAUUCCUCCCCUGAUCAUUCACCUUAGCGCUUAAUGGCAUAGAAGGUUUAGUAGCAGCAAAUGGGAGUGAAGACAAAAGAAGAAGAAUUCCCCAAUUAAUUGAAUUUUACUAAUGGAUUAAACUCCUUUUCUUAAGCAUAGCAAGCAUAUUAAUAAUUUUAGCAGUAAUAGACUACUCCUUAGGCAAAUUAAGGAGCAAUGACCGAGUAAUAAAUAUAGCAACAAAACUAGGCUUUGCAAUAAUAAUUGCAAAACCUAAAUUUAAAUGCAGCUAUGAGUCCUAUGAAUCAUAAUCUUCUUAAAAACUAGUUAAUUUAAUAGUAAAUGUUUUAAUAGCAAGCUCAAGUAGCCGCUGCUGCUUAAUAGUAACAAUAAACACAAGCAGGUAAUCCUCCUCUUCCUUAACUUGCAUCUUUACCAGGUGGACCAAAUACUCCUAAUUUAGCUUCAUUGAUGCAAAGUCUUUAAAACUAAGCUAUGUAGAAUCAUACUAAUCUAGUACAGUCACCUUAAUUUAUAAAAUAGGUUGUUCCUAAUAACAAUCAAAUCAAUCAGCAAUUCCUUAAUUAAGUCAAUUCUAAUCGUUCACUAAAUGGAGCAUCCGUACCAGCUAGCUUUUCAGAUGCAUUAAAUAUCUACAGCACAGGUAAUACACCUUAAAAUGGCAAUUAACUCAAUAAUGCUCUCGCACAAGCCUAGUCGAACGGACUUCUUGGAGCUUAAAAUACUCCAUUUAUCUAAUUAGCCAAUCCAACCACACUUUUUACAAAUUAAAUUUCUGGACUAUCUCCAACAGCUCGUUUGCAGCUACACUAACUCAACUAAAACACGGGAGGAGAAUACACACCUUAAUAAAAAAAUUUAAUACCUGGACUUUCUACAUUAAAUCCUAGCUUCAGCUGUGGUAAUACACCUCAAUCUAACAGAAAUAAAAGAUCAGAUAAACCAACUUUAUUUUCUGACUUUGAAAAAUUUUAGAAAAUACGUAUCUCAGAGAAUGAAGAGCUAGAACAAUAAGAUUAAAAAAGCAAUGAAAAAUCUAAUUAAAAGAAGGCAUAAAAAAUUUUCAUGAAUCCUAAGAUUGAGGAAGAGGAAGAAGAAGAACACUAAAUUAUUUGCGAAAAAAAUGAAAAACCUUCUGAAGCUUAAUAAAAAAUAAUAUCUAAGCAAGAAGUAGAGUAAGAUAACCAUGAAAAUUAUGCUGACUCACCAAUUAUUUCUUAAAACAAUCUAAUACGUGCUAACGAAGAUUAAGAUUCUGACAGUAACACAGAAGCUGGAAGAAUGAAGCGUUAAAUGCUUAACCUCUAAGUAAGCUAAAAUAGUAGUUUUAAUAAAUUUCGCAAAGACGAAUACGGAAAUUCUAUCAUUAAACCAUAAAAACUUCCUAUCUCACCAAGCAGUGCGUUCUAAUUAGAAGAAGACUCAAAGUCUUCUCCCCAGAAAACAGCUGUAAAUGGAAACUCAAAGCCUUAAAAUCCUACAAUUAAUAUAAAUUUAACACAUAGUCCACAAUUACAAAACAAUAUCAAUACAAUAAAUAUGGCCAGUCUCAACAACCUUGGAUCAUUAAACGAUAUAACUAUUACUCCUCAUAUUCCUAUCAGCUAAAACUAAUUCAGCAACCAUUAACUAUCCUUCUAGCAACUAGACUUUUUGACAAACCAACAAAAUCAAAAUAAACAGUUUUAAGCAAUCUAUUCUCCUUCUCAUUAAAAAUAAAAUUAAGUACCUCCUUUGAAUUUCUCAAUUUAUAGCUAGAUGAAUUCCGUUUCCCCUUCUAACUCAAUAAAUAUUUAAUUACAGAAGUAACUUCAACAACAAUAGUAAUAAAAUUAGCAAUAAAACAACAUAUUAUAAAAUGGAAUUAACUCACUAAACUUAUAACUUAAUUAAGGUGAUAUUAAAAAUUAAUCUUUAAUGAACCUUUUCAGUAGCAAUAAUAGUAAUGGUGGUAGCAGCAACAACUUUUUAUGUUAAUCAGAAAAGAAAGAACCAGAAAAUUAAAAUGAACUUUUAGUAAUUUAAAAUAUCUUACCAAACCUAUCUCUAUAGCAAAUAGAAUUGCUUUCAUAACAGCUACAAUAAUAAUAAAUAGCUAAAAAAAGUUAGUAAGAAUAGUAAUAAUAAUAAUAAUUAUUUCAAUAGCAAAUGUAAUAAAAUACUUAAAUAUAAAAACUUCUCAACCAACAGCACCUCAAUAAUAAUGGAGCAAGUGAGGGCAUUCGCAUAGAUCUAACAUAAGUAAACUUGAAUUAAUUUUGA